UAGAUCCGACCAUGGCCAUUCUAUCCGACAUGGAUGCCUUCGGCGUACGGGUAGCGUACCAGCAGGCCAAGAAGAGCUACGACGAGGGGGGCAUACCCAUCGGAUCGUGCAUCGUGCACACCACGUCCCGGGGCGUGGAGGUCCUCGGACAGGGGCACAAUAGCCGCGUGCAGAAGAGCUCUGCGACUCUCCACGGGGAAAUCUCGGCGCUGGAGGAUGCGGGAAGGUUGAAGGCGGAGGUGUAUCGCGGGGCGACGAUCUAUACGACCCUCAGCCCCUGUAUUAUGUGCACCGGAGCGAUCCUACUCUACAAGAUACCGAGAGUCGUGAUAGCCGAGAACAGGAACUUUGUCGGCGGCGAGGAGCUGCUGAGGAAGAAUGGUGUGGAAGUGGUGGUGCUGGACGACGACCAGUGCAAAGAGUUGAUGGGCAGGUUCAUCAAGGAGAGGCCGAAUAUCUGGUACGAGGAUAUUGGCGAGAACGUUCCGAAUGCAUGAGACGUACGCUCAUGCAUGUUCGGUACGGCAUUGAUCACCCAUCGCACUACCACGCCGAGAAAUAGCAGGCUUCCUUGCAACGCGUUACGGAACGUCGCGCAUAUACAGGCUGGUGUCGAGAGAAAUCAGAUAUUCUCCUUCGUGAAACCAAGUGAACUGGCCGUAUGAACAGAAUAAGCCCUGGCCAGGAUGCGUUACGCUGAACGCUCCCAAUACCUGGCGAGUUAUGCAACAAUAUAUAGGGCGAAUACUAAGCUGUUGGUGCAGUGCAGGUGUGCCUAUGUUUAUACAGCCUGAAUAACUUACGCUGGGAGAUGCUACCGUUCGCGAUGAUAUGCCUGAGGCAACA
This is a messenger RNA of Gloeophyllum trabeum ATCC 11539, 846 nucleotides long. Its product is annotated as cytidine deaminase-like protein. The record is from RefSeq and is a predicted model, not a curated record. NCBI's taxonomy places the organism in Eukaryota, Fungi, Basidiomycota, Agaricomycetes, Gloeophyllales, Gloeophyllaceae. The coding region runs from base 12 to 497 and encodes 161 amino acids. Gene Ontology annotation, cellular component: cytoplasm; nucleus. The transcript has 5 exons. Gene Ontology annotation, molecular function: zinc ion binding; diaminohydroxyphosphoribosylaminopyrimidine deaminase activity.